Messenger RNA from Jaculus jaculus (lesser Egyptian jerboa), 2731 nucleotides. RefSeq names its product F-box and leucine rich repeat protein 4 (gene Fbxl4). Gene Ontology annotation, biological process: SCF-dependent proteasomal ubiquitin-dependent protein catabolic process. Gene Ontology annotation, molecular function: protein binding. The transcript is spliced from 9 exons. The record is from RefSeq and is a predicted model, not a curated record. NCBI's taxonomy places the organism in Eukaryota, Metazoa, Chordata, Mammalia, Rodentia, Dipodidae. Bases 401 to 2266 code for a protein of 621 amino acids. Gene Ontology annotation, cellular component: SCF ubiquitin ligase complex.
GCGCCCGGCCGCCGCCUUCCUGCGUUUAGGACCGGGCCCUGGAAGUGAAGAGGACCCUCCACCUGGCCUUGUCCACACGUUUGCAGUGGGAAUGGUUCUGCGUUUCCUCGGUUUCCCCAGGGUUCAUUGCCACAGAGCUUCGGGAUGCUAUCACGAACUGAAAUACACAGAUAAUUAGAAAGUUCACAUGGUGUAAGCCUGUGGUGAGGUUAAAAAAAAUGUCACAUUUCAGCAUUGAUACCUGAAAGCAGCAUGCGAAUUUCAGGCCACAUGGAUAAAGGCCAACCUAGAGUACAUUUCCUGUGUGCAUCCUGUGACAUUCUAGCUGGGACCAUCCUUCAGAGUUCAUGCAUCUUACUGAGGACACCUGACCUUUUGAAGCUUCAUAAUUCACGGCUAGAUGUCACCAGUCUUUCCCAUGUUAACAGUUCUGACUAUGUUUUAUUAUAUGUGCCUUCGGCGCCGAGCCAGGACAGCUACGAGGGGAGAAGUGAUGAACAGCCACAGAACUGUAGUACCGAACAACCGGACUUCCCCUCUCACUACAGAGCUGGUCCAGUAUGCCAAAGAAGUGGUGGACUUCAGUUCCCACUAUGGGAGUGAGAAUAGCAUGUCCUAUACCAUGUGGAAUUUAGCAGGUGUACCAAAUGUAUUUCCAAGUUCUGGUGACUUUACUCAGACAGCUGUGUUUCGAACUUAUGGAACAUGGUGGGAUCAAUGUCCAAGUGCUUCUUUGCCAUUCAGGAGGACACCAUCCAAUUUUCAGAGCCAGGACUAUGUGGAACUUACUUUUGAACACCAGGUGUAUCCUACAGCUGUUCAUGUUCUGGAAACCUAUCAUCCUGGAGCAGUCAUCAGAAUUCUGGCAUGUUCCGCAAAUCCUUAUUCCCCAAGUCCUCCAGCUGAAGUAAGAUGGGAGAUUCUUUGGUCAGAGAGACCUACGAAGGUGAAUGCUUCCCAGGCUCGCCAGUUUAAACCUUGUAUUAAGCAGAUAAAUUUUCCCACAAAUCUUAUACGACUGGAAGUAAAUAGUUCUCUUCUGGAUUAUUACACCGAAUUAGAUGCAGUUGUGCUACAUGGUACGAAGGACAAACCACUGCUUUCUCUCAAGACUUCCCUUGUUGACAUGAAUGACCUAGAAGAUGAGGACUAUGAAGACAAGGAUGCCUGUGGAAUAGACAGUCUUAACAAAAAGUUAAACAGUGCUGCUCUUGGGGAAGGGCCAAACAAUGGAUAUUUUGAUAAGCUACCUUAUGAGCUCAUUCAGCUAAUACUGAAUCACCUCACAUUGCCAGACCUGUGCAGACUGGCACAGACUUGUAAACUACUAAACCAGCAUUGCUGUGACCCACUCCAGUACCUCCACCUCAAUCUGCAGCCAUACUGGGCGAACCUAAAUGAUACUUCUCUCGAGUUUCUCCAGCCACGAUGCACCCUUGUCCAGUGGCUUAACUUGUCUUGGACUGGCAAUAGAGGCUGCAUCUCUGUAGUAGGAUUUAGCAGGUUUCUGAAGGCAUGUGGAUCUGAAUUAGUACGCCUCGAAUUAUCUUGCAGCCAUUUUCUUAAUGAAACUUGCUUAGAGGUUAUUUCUGAGAUGUGUCCAAAUCUACAAGACUUAAAUCUCUCCUCCUGUGAUAAACUACCACCUCAAGCUUUCAACCACAUUGCCAAGUUAUGCAGCCUUAAACGACUGGUUCUCUAUCGAACAAAAGUAGAGCAAACAGCACUGCUCAGCAUUUUGAACUUCUGUUCAGAGCUUCAGCACCUCAGUUUGGGCAGUUGUGUAAUGAUUGAAGACUAUGAUGUGAUAGCCAGCAUGAUAGGAGCCAAGUGUAAAAAACUCCGGACUCUGGAUCUGUGGAGGUGUAAGAAUAUUACAGAGAAUGGUAUAGCAGAACUGGCUUCUGGGUGUCCACUUUUGGAGGAACUUGAUCUUGGCUGGUGCCCAACUCUGCAGAGUAGCACUGGGUGCUUUGCCAGAUUGGCACGCCAACUCCCAAACUUGCAAAAGCUCUUUCUAACAGCUAACAGGUCUGUAUGUGACACAGACAUAGAAGAACUGGCAUCUAAUUGUACCAGGUUACGACAACUGGACAUACUAGGAACAAGAAUGGUAAGUCCAGCAUCCCUGAGGAAACUCCUGGAAUCUUGCAAACAUCUGUCCUUACUUGAUGUGUCCUUCUGCUCCCAGAUUGAUAACAGGGCUGUGCUGGAGCUCAGAGCAAGCUUUCCAAAAGUGCUCAUAAAAAGGAGCUUUACUCAGUGACUUUAUGUGUGCACUGUCAUUGACAUCAACAUGCUUUAUUUGUGUUCUGUUACUGAAAUCAUCAUGCUUCAGUGGGUUUAGCUUUAUAAUAGUAAGAAUCAAGACACUGUAGAUUUAUAAAAAAAAAUUACCUAUUGAGUCAAUGACAAUGUAAAUAAAUAUGCAAUAAUAUAAGCACUUUUCUUUAAGAGUAUGAAUGAGGCUGGGGAGAUGGCUCAGUCAGUAAAGUACUUGUCCUACAAGCAUGAGGACCCAAGUUCAGUCACAAGAACCGUCCCCCCCACACACAAAUGUAGAUGAAUUAUGUGAAUGGCUGAUGUUAUUUUUAUAUUAUGUUAAUCAGUGGGAUGCUCUAAUAAAAAACUUUGUGAUGAAAGAAUAAUAUGAAAACAUUUUAUUUUUAGAGUAGUAGUUUGAACAAUAAAGUUUAACCAUGGUUAUGAAUAAAUAAGUUGAUUUUGCACA